GGCUCCAAUCAGAUGUGUUGCAGAGGCAGCUGAGCAAACUUUCCGCGCCGAGAGUGCGGGCAACUGGGUCGGCUCAUUCACCUGUCCGCAGCAGCACGAGCAUGUUGCUCUGUGAGGACAGCAACCUGCCCCUGAGCAAAACCAUCCUGUUGUGCAACCUGCUGUCAGGGUAUUGUCUGCAGCCCAGGUGCCGCCGAGGAUCCAAGUGGAAGCGAGUAUUUUUCGUGUUGCAGGAGUGCUACGAGUCUGCGCUCAAUCUGGUCAUUUUCGGACUGACCACGGCCGUGGCCUGGGUCGUUUUGACCGGGACCAAAGACAGCGGAGGCAACUUCGCAGCGUUCAUCAACUCCAUCCGCGGAGUGCUGUUCGCGACGUAUAUUUGCUUUUCUUCGUUAUUUUUGAAAUUUUCAAAAAAACAGCUGCAAAAGAUUUUCAAAGAGACGACGCGGAUUGUCAAGUUGGAAGGCUUCCGCCAGCUGCAGAGACAGUGCCUGGCCAAAACAACCAAGCGCACCGUGUGCUCCUACUUUUUGCCACCUCUGCUGGCCGCCUACAUAUCGGUAAUAAUGAACUUCGUGUUGACUGUGAUGGUUGUGUCCGGAUAUUACGAAGACAAAGUAUUCAACACGGACGAGAGCGACAGCAAAAAGAUCUACACGACAAUAGAUCCGUUCAAGUACAUCCGCAUUUUGAUCUUUUUGAUCUUCUGUUACCUGAAGCAAGCUUCACACGACGCGAUUUUCCUGCAUCUUUAUUGCUUCGUGGCCGAGGAGUUAAAGCUGUUGCGACAGGAGUUGCGGCAGGUCAUGAAAGAAAACCAACAAAUACUGUCUGCUGUCGUCGACCCAUUUGUUCCCAUGGCGAUUAAUAUUGAGAGCUGGCUCGCCUUUCAGCAAACUUUGGCGAGAUUGAUGCGCAGGAUCAAUUCCUUCGCGUACCCCUACAUCAUUGUUAUGGCUGGUUAUAAUGCGGGGAUUCUUUGCAUCACAGCUUACCUUUUCUCAAAGCUAACAGACUCGCCUGCCUUCAAAUUGGCCGUCUUUGGCUACAUGAUGAACUCCAUUAUACGCAUUUCCCUUUUUUGCGAAGCGGGACACAGGUUGAGAAAGGAGGGUCUAGCAAUUUGCGACGUGAUUUACAAAGCACCUGUACUGCGAACCGCCCCCAGCGUCGGACUCGCGCUCCACUCCGUCGCAUUGGAUUGCCAGCGAUCGUUUGUCGCUCGCGGCGGCCCCUUUUUCACCCUCUCCGUCGAGUUCUUCACCUCAGUAGCCGGGGCCGUGCUCACCUACUUUGUCGUUUUGAUUCAAUUUAAAUGAAGCUCUUACAAUAAAAUCGCUCUAAAUUACUGUUUGAACAUUCGAUUGUGUUUGAAAGAGCCUGUCGCUAGGCAACCUGCUGCUUUUUGGGAGUCCAACAGGUUGCAUACCAGCCCAGGGGUUCGUCUCCUGACGCUCAUGCUUUUC
Molecule: messenger RNA, 1466 nt
Organism: Cloeon dipterum
Lineage: Eukaryota; Metazoa; Arthropoda; Insecta; Ephemeroptera; Baetidae
Exons: 4
Coding region: 102-1319 (405 amino acids)
Biological process (GO): detection of chemical stimulus involved in sensory perception of smell; sensory perception of smell
Cellular component (GO): plasma membrane
Molecular function (GO): olfactory receptor activity; odorant binding
Source: RefSeq, a predicted model, not a curated record